AUGGAUAAUAAUAAUAAUAAUAAUAGUGAAAAUAGUGACAAUAAUAGCUAUAAUAUCGUUUAUAAUAAUAGUGAUAUUAGUGGUUUUGUAAAUAAUGACGAUCUUCCCAUACCAACGAUAAAUGAUGAGCUUUAUAAUUUACCAAUUUCACCAAAUGAAUCAUAUUCUCCUGAGGAAUCAUUUGAAUUAGUACACAAUAAUAAUAAUAAUAAUAAAAAUAAUAACAAUAACAAUAUUAUAACACCAAUUUCACCAAUAUCUACAAACAACUCAUCAACCAAUAUUUCACCAAGAAAACCAGAAAAUAAUCCAGCAGUACCAUCCAACGAUAGAAAAAUCAAUUCAAUCACUGGUGUAGCAACUCCAGCCAUUUCCAUUGUAUUCGGACAGGUUAUGAAUGUCUUUACCUAUCAGGAGCUGAGCAAACCGGAUUUCGAUAUCUACAAAGAGAUUUCCAAGGUCACUCUGAAUUUCGUUUGGAUCGCUAUUGGAAUGUUUGUCGCUUGCUAUAUCGAAGUUUCUUGCUGGUCGAUAGCUGGUGAGCGUCAAUCGGUUCGCUGUCGUAAACGCUACCUGAAAGCAAUUCUCAGUCAGGAGAUAGGAUGGUACGAUGUCACUAAAUCCAGUGAGUUGUCGACACGUAUCGCUUCGGAUACUCAGUUGUUCCAAGAGGCAAUCGGUGAGAAAGUUGGAAAUUUCCUACAUUUCUCUUCGACUUUUGUAUCGGGAUUCAUCAUUGGUUUAGUGAAUGGCUGGCAACUGGCUUUGGUUAUCAUAUCGAUUACACCUCUGAUUGCUGCAGCCGGUGCUUUCAUGACAAAGAUGAUGACUGAACUAACGAAACGUGGUCAGGAUGCCUAUGCCAAAGCGGGAAGUGUAGCCGAGGAGAAGAUCGGAUCAAUUAGGACGGUUGCUACUUUCUCUGGUGAGGAGCGAGAGACAACACUCUAUGCAUCGAACCUAAGUGAUGCUCUAAAGAUUGGUCGUCAAAAAGGUCUAAUGAAUGGAUUGGGUAUUGGUUUGGUAUUCUUUGUCAUGUUUGGAUCCUAUAGUUUAGCUUUUUGGUACGGUGCUAAAUUGAUCACUGACAAAUAUUAUAAUCCAGUUUCACAUCGUGAUUGGCAAGGUUCAGAUGUUUUAACUGUAUUCUUUUCUGUUAUAAUGGGAGCAAUGGCAUUAGGACAAGCAACACCAAAUCUUGCAAAUUUUGCUAAUGGAAGAGGUGCUGCCUAUAAAAUAUUCCAAGUGAUCGAUAAUCAUUCAAAGAUUGAUCCAUUUUCAAAGGAUGGAAUUGAACAUUCGGCAGAGGGUGAUAUUGAAUUUAGAAAUGUAUCGUUUGCCUAUCCUUCCAGACCUGAAGUACGUAUUUUCAAUGGAUUUAGUUUGUCUAUAAAGAAGGGUCAGACUGUUGCGUUGGUUGGUGAUUCUGGAGGUGGUAAAUCAUCGGUAAUCUCAUUGUUGGAACGUUUCUAUGAUCCAUUGGAUGGUGAAAUCUUGAUGGAUGCUAUCAAUAUCAAAGAUAUCAAUGUUAGAUGUCUUAGACAAAACAUUGGAUUAGUAUCACAAGAGCCGACAUUGUUUGGUGUUUCCAUUGCCGACAACAUUAGAUAUGGCUGUGAAAAUGCUUCGAUGGAGCAGAUUAUUGAAGCAGCUCAAACUGCCAAUGCUCAUGAUUUCAUAUCGGCGUUACCCGAUGGAUAUAAUACACAGGUCGGUGAAAAGGGUGUACAAAUGUCAGGUGGUCAGAAACAAAGAAUUGCCAUCGCAAGAGCACUAAUAAAGAAUCCAAAGAUUCUAUUGUUGGAUGAAGCUACCAGUGCGUUGGAUGCAGAGAAUGAACACUUGGUUCAACAAGCCAUCGAUAAGCUGAUGCAAGGAAGAACGACGAUUGUGAUUGCUCACCGUCUCACCACUGUUCAACAUGCAGAUGUUAUUGCUGUAGUUCGAGGUGGUACCAUUAUUGAACAAGGAACACAUCAAGAGUUGCUCUCAAUGAAUGGCGUCUACACAUCGUUGGUUCAUCGUCAACAGAAUGGAGAAGCUGAGGAUCGUCGUCGUUUGAAAUCAAGAUUCAAAAAGAAAUUAUCAAAUGGCAGACCACUGUCCAUUACUGAUACCGCUUCGAUAUCUUCAUCGAUUUCCGAUAGUGAUAAUGAUUCCUCGAGUAACGAUGAAUCGGCUACUGAGAACAACGACGAAAAGAAGGAAAAGAGAAAGAAGAAAAAGUUGGAAAAGAAAAAGAAAAAGACAAAGGAAAAGUCGGUGCCAAUGACAAGAAUAUUCAAGAUGAGUCAAGAGGAGUGGCCAUUCUUUUUAUUGGGUGUACUGGGUGCAAUGGUGAAUGGUGCAAUUAUGCCAGUGUUUUCUAUUAUUUUCUCAGAGAUUCUCAAGGUUUUCAAUUCCACCAGUAUGUAUCACGAUGCUAUUCGUCUGUGUCUUUGGUUCUUGUUGUUGGCGUCGUGUGCGGGUGUCGCCAAUUUCGUACAGAUCUCAUCGUUUACCUAUAUCGGUGAGGUUCUUACCUACCAUCUACGUUAUUUCUCAUUUCGUUCGAUUAUCCGACAGGACAUUGGUUGGUUUGAUAUGCCAGAGAAUGCAACCGGUAUUCUUACUGCCAACUUGGCAACCGAUGCCACUCUAGUACAGGGAAUGUCGAGUCAACGUCUUGGAUUGGUCAUUCAAAACCUGGUGACAAUUGUCGUUGGUUUGGUGAUUGCUUUCAUCUCUGGUUGGAAGCUGACACUUGUUGUUUUGGCAACGGUUCCAAUCAUUGCAUUCGCAGGCAAAGUUGAAAUGGAAUUUAUGUCGGGUUUCUCCAAAGAGGGAAAAGAAGCAUAUGCCAAAUCAGGACAGAUUGCAACAGAGGCAAUCGGUGGUAUUCGUACGGUGGCAUCAUUCAAUGCCGAGAAAAAGGUUUACGAUAAAUUCAAAUUUGCACUCUCUGAACCGAUAAAGAUUGCCAAAAAGAAGGCAAUCACUGCUGGUUUGAUAUUUGGAUUCACUCAAUCCACCAUGUUUUUAAUAUGGGCACUCGGUUAUUGGUACGGUGGAAAACUGGUUGGCGAAGGCGAGUGGAAAGCACCCAGCUCUGAUAUCGUAGAUAUUUGUGUUCCACCAAACUAUACCUAUGGAGUUAGUAGAGGUCGUUGUAUUUACAUUCAGAAUAGUAUCUAUGGAUUUGGACAGAUGCAGCGUGUAUUCUUUGCCAUUGUAAUGUCUGCCAUGAGUAUGGGAAAUGCAAGUGCAUUCGCACCGGAUAUGGCCAAGGCAAAGACGGCAACCAAUGCCAUUUUCAAAUUGAUUGACAAAGUCAGUAAGAUCGAUCCCUUUAAAAAGACUGGUCAUACUCUUGAGGAUAUCAAAGGUGACAUUGAAUUCCGAGGUAUUCAAUUCUCAUAUCCUUCACGUCCAAACAAGUUGAUUUUCAACGACUUUUCACUCAGUAUCCCAGCCGGCAAGAAAGUGGCGCUGGUAGGUGAUUCCGGAGGUGGUAAAUCAUCGGUAAUCUCAUUGCUCGAGCGAUUCUACGAUCCGGCAGUAGGCGAAAUUCUACUGGAUGGUGUGCCAAUCAAAGACAUGAAUCUCUCUUGGUUGCGAAGUAAUUUGGGUUUGGUCGGUCAAGAACCAUUUUUAUUUUCAGGAACCAUCAAAGACAAUAUUAAAUAUGGUAAGCCGGAUGCAACUCUGGAUGAAGUGAUCGAAGCAGCUAAAGCAGCCAACGCUCAUACCUUUAUCGAGGAACUACCGAAUGGGUACGAUACACCGCUCGGUGAUAAAUAUACUCAAUUAUCGGGUGGACAGAAACAGAGAGUUGCCAUUGCAAGAGCGAUCAUCCGUAAUCCAAAGAUAUUGCUACUGGACGAAGCAACUAGCGCACUCGAUUCCAAAUCAGAGACAAUCGUACAGGAGGCCUUGGAUAAUGUAAUGAAAGGUAGAACUUCAAUCGUAAUAGCACAUCGUCUUACUACAAUCAUCGAUUCCGAUAUCAUAGCAGUUGUUAAAGGUGGUCGUGUAGUUGAAAUUGGUACUCAUGAUCAAUUAUUGGAAUUGAAUGGUGUUUAUACAAAUUUAAUUGCAAGACAAUUAUAA
Messenger RNA from Heterostelium album PN500, 4089 nucleotides. RefSeq lists its product as uncharacterized. Gene Ontology annotation, biological process: transmembrane transport. The transcript has 3 exons. Bases 1 to 4089 code for a protein of 1362 amino acids. Gene Ontology annotation, molecular function: ATP binding; ABC-type transporter activity; ATP hydrolysis activity. NCBI's taxonomy places the organism in Eukaryota, Evosea, Eumycetozoa, Acytosteliales, Acytosteliaceae. The record is from RefSeq and is a predicted model, not a curated record. Gene Ontology annotation, cellular component: membrane.